This is a messenger RNA of Magallana angulata, 3241 nucleotides long. RefSeq names its product caspase-8-like. Gene Ontology annotation, molecular function: cysteine-type endopeptidase activity. Bases 308 to 1561 code for a protein of 417 amino acids. Lineage: Eukaryota; Metazoa; Mollusca; Bivalvia; Ostreida; Ostreidae. Gene Ontology annotation, biological process: proteolysis. The record is from RefSeq and is a predicted model, not a curated record. The transcript is spliced from 8 exons.
UAAAUAGAAGUUUAAAUUUUUAUAUUGACGGUUAUUAUUAAUAGAAGAAGGGUGUGCAUUUAAAUCCUUGUUUAUUUCAUGACGGUAUGACGUCUCUUAGUCGCCUUACAUGUCCUCUAUAGUAAGACAUACCUGAGAUUCUUUACAUUCCGGAUAAGGAUUUUGCCGUAUAAGGCAGCAUUAUUUAUAGCUACCGGUGAACAGCUGUUUAAAUUUGGACAUGGAUGCCUAGUAUCGGCGACAUUAAACCUCUAUUGGGCACUGAUUUUCUUAACAUGCCACUCAUCCAAUGUGUACUGUAAAUUAAAUGGCUGAAUUCAAGGUGGGGAAUAGAAGUAAAUCUUUCCCUUUUAAAAGAGAAAUGCCGAUGUUCAUGAGUUCUUCUAGAAAACUGGACACAAAGUCAUUAGAGAAAGAACUGCUGUCUCGGUUCAAAAGCAGACGACUUCAUCCCCAUUACCACGUGCAGAUGGGUAUCAAUAAAUCGCCGCGGCAACGGCUUGAAAAGUCGUUCUACCCAAGUUCCAGGCAGCUAGCUGUCCAGUCCAUAGAUCGAGUUUACCAUAAUGACGUCACAUUGCCAAGCAUAACAUGUGCAGCAGACGACCGUAUUGGUGCUGACGUCAUCGACACUUUCGACGUACAUAGCCAUAAGAAACACGACCGUGGCCAUAAUGAUAAACACAGACAUUCUCUACCUAACUUGAAACCCCAGAGCCAGUUUAAUGGGUACUCGAGUCAAGGUGUAAAUUUUGAAAAGCAAUUUACGUCGCCUCGACUGAGGAAUUCUGACGAUGCAUCUGAUUCAAGAUUCUACACCAUGAACAAAAAACCCAGAGGUAUUGCUAUAAUAAUCAACAACUACGAAUUCUACAAAGAAAUGAUAGCAAUUACCAAUAGUGGACCACAGACUCUGAGAGUGAUACAGAAAGGAUUGAGGCGAGAUGGAUCCAUAGAGGACACAGACAAACUGGGUUGCUUCUUCAGGAACGAAUUACAUUUCAUUGUCAAGGGAUACGCAAACGUACCAGCGCGAGACAUGGUCAAGAUUCUGAGUGACGUCAGCGAUGACAACCACGCCCAAUUCGAUGCCUUUGUCUGCUGUAUCGCCAGUCACGGUCGGAAAGGGACACUCUUUGGAAGCGACUGUCGCGAAAUAAAAGUUCAUGAAAUCACGGGUUUGUUUACAGGCAGUCGAUGCGUCUCCUUGUCGGGUAAACCAAAAUGCUUCUUUAUUCAGGGCUGCUGUGGAGACCAUUUCAGUCUAAAAGAUGUUCUGAGCGGUCCGAGGAAUAUUCCUAGAGAACACAGCUACAUCCCGCUGACCUGCGACUUCCUCAUCGCUUACUCCAUGGUAAGAAAUUGUACGGAGUAUCCGGUGCGGCAGAGCGAGAGCCUCCUGUACAAAACUCUCUUGAGAUACAUUAGGAAAUAUUCACACAGGUACGAUCUCACCAGCAUCAUGGUUCGUGUCAAGAAGGCUUUAGCCAAACUACAGGAGUCAACCAUCGGGGUGGACAGUGUCUUUCAGUGCAAUUUCCGGGCCCAGUUAUCAUUUUGAGUAGACACUACAUGCGCUGGACAAAUGGAUCGAAUUGAAAAAUAACACAGAGUGAGAGAGAAAGAGAGAGAGAGACUUAAUUAAUGUUUUUCUUUCUUUUUUGUGGACAUAUACAUGGGUUUUUUUAAGAAUUAAAGCGUUGGGGGAAAUGUAAAUGUAUAUUUUCACAACGAUCCGAAGUUGAUAUGGAAUUUAUUUCCAGUUCCAAGGAUACACAUUCUUUGAGUAUCAUGAUGUGAUAAUUUUAGUCGGGAGGUGAUUAUAUCCAAUACAGCCCGACUUUAAUUAUCACCUCAUAAUAUUUUAAAAAUGAUUCCUUAUUGCUUUUAUUGAUAUAAUUUUUAGCAAUUGUACGAUUAAAUAUUUCAAAUACAGUACUGACAUAACGUUAAAUUCAUUUCGUUUAAUUAUGCAAACCCCGCUUUGCGCCCCACACUACGUCAUUUGCAUCAUUGAUGAAAUAUAUUCCAGACUACUUGGAUGGGUAACGUUAUCACAAAGACAUUAGAAAAUGUAAACAUUAUCAUUCAACCAUUUUGUUACAGAAUUUUAAAAGCCGGUAUCAUCAUGAUUAAUGGAUAGGAUAUAAUUACCAUUUUAACGUUCAAAGUCAAACUCUUGGAAUAAUGCUUUUUUCAAGAAUAAUAUGUGAAAGCUUCUUUUAAAAUAUAUUAUCUAAUCAAACCAAGAGCUUUGAUUAAUUUUUCUUACAUAACAGCCUAGGAGGUCCGUACAAUAUAUAUAUACAGUUGAACUUCGGUAUCACGAACACCUAUACCUUGAAUACAAUGGAUAUGUUGAAGUGAUUUUUAAGUCCCAAACAUUUAAACUAAGUAUUUUACUCCUGGUAUCUCGAAUUCUCGGAUACGUCGAAGUUUUUAACCAGUCCCACCUAAGCUAGUUCGAGGUAACGGAAUUUGACUGUAUAUACUCGGACCAGAUCCCCUAUCAAUGCAUGAGGAGAAUUUCCAUGUCACUUUUCAUACUUCAUAGAGUUCAUUUAUCAUUAAAGAUAAUUCUUUGUUUGAAAGUAUAAAUGUUUAAAGCCAAACCAAGGAACAUUUCUUAAUUUUACAAAACCCAAUGAUUCAUAAAAAGACUGUUUUGUAUUCAAAGAUAUUUACCUUAUGACUGCUAACUACAUAUUCAUUUGUAACUCAAAAAAAUACAAAUAAAAAUUUAAAAAAAGAACAAAUCCUCUUUGUUAGAUAAUUGCAUGUUUGGUACUUUAUUUAAUGUAUUAAAAAUUGCACAACUACAUGUAUAUAAAAUGAAAAACAUAAAACAGACUUUGCAUGUAAAAAAUUGUUAAUGGAUUAUUUAAAGCUAUAUAUAGAGUUUUAUUUGAGAGUUCCUGGUGUUCCAAUCAACCAAUUUGAGAUUCUUCUUUCAAUAAUACAAUAUCAUAAAUUGCAGUGGAUGUCCACUAAAUUAACAAGCUUCAAAAAAUUGUGCACUGGUCUUCUUAAACUAAGUAAUGUUCUGUUGUGGUAUGAAAUGGUUAAAAAAAACAUGAAAUAUUGCACAAAAAACAAUAAGCAUUGCUAUGCCUACAGAGUCUUACUGGCUAAUACCAAUAGAAGUUUUUCCUUUUCAUUGUUGACUAGAUCCAAUACUGGUUUUCAAAUAAAAAAAAAAAGAAAGAAAAAUUUCUCUAAAAUGGUACAUCUUGAUGCAAAG